AUGGCAAGUGAGCACUACGUAGAGGCCGACUACGAGGAGCUCGCUAAACAUUUACUAGACGAUGAAAGCGGCCUGGUUUCGUUCGAAGGAAUGGACGAUUUUUACACCAACAACAACAGGCUUACUACUUCGAAAUGGUUUGAACUGAAAGUACAAUCGCUAUUACAACUGAAGAUCCGUACGGAUUUGGACGACAAUCUCUGGUCGCUUCAAACGUACCCCUUGGCUGAUACUCGGAUCGAGAUCCCCGAGUACUAUUUUGAACCAGAAAGAAGAUACAGCCGUCCGCCUAUCCAGCCGUUUGAUCCUCGGUUCACGUUGGGUAUUUAUAUUCAUCACAUCCAGCAACAAUUGGAUCGGGACCCCCAUGGAAUCGUCAAGCUCCCGUUCCAUUGGUACGACUGGUUAGACAUGUCAGUUUUGAACAAGUAUCUUUUGUCGAUCCCCGGCGAACGUCCGGACUGCUCAAUGUUUGACUCCCGUGUAGCCGAAGAGGAACACGAACGUAAGAAGUACAAGAAGGACCACAACGGUAAGGACGAAUGGGAUAAGUCGAAGCAUCGGUACUCUGCCAAAAACACGUGGGAGUUUUGUGUGGAUAGUCGGAACGGGUCCCUUAUUGAUGACGGGUUCAACGAGUUCAAGUUGCCCUUUGGAAUUACCCGACAAACUGGGAAGGCGACUGAACCCCUUCGUCAAAUCUUGGGCAAAGCUCAUUUGUUUUCCCACGGUCUUAUCCCCAAUCGAAUUUUCUUCAUGACCAAAACAGGGUACUACAGCGUCACCAUCGAGGGGAAGAAGAAGCUUUUGGAGUCAGGGAUGGUUGAUGAUUAUUUGCGGUAUAAUGAAGGGUAUAUUGAUACUCUGGAGGGAUUUCAAAAGUUACUUAAACUGCAUCCUCCAAAGGAAGAUGAAGUGCUUAAUAAUUAUACCUUGACCAUCCCUCCAGAACGGUUCGAGUUCAACACCAAGGAGAUCAUUCAUGAUUUGGACCAUAAAUAUCUAAAGACAAAGGAUGAACAUGACUAUGCUCUUGCGUUACAUUGGGGGACAUCGUUCGGUACAAGCCCUCCAAAGCAUUUCAAUGAAGCCAGCAUGGUUCAUACAACCUUGGGUGAUCAUUACGACUGGAGAUUCUUUACAGCUAUCCGGUACCAUGAUCCAGAACAGACUUUAAAUUUGCAUCGUUUGAUCCGUGUAUGGCUUUCAUUCACUCGUAAGAUCGGAGUGGCCACAUGGAUUGCUCAUGGAUCUCUUUUAAGUUGGUAUUGGAACGGUAUGGCAUUUCCCUGGGAUAACGAUAUCGAUGUCCAAAUGCCUAUUAUGGAUUUGCAUAAGUUAUCUCUUCAUUUCAACAACUCCAUUGUGGUGGAAGAUUUGGAAGAAGGAUACGGUCGUUACUAUUUGGAUUGUGGUGCUUUCAUCGGUCUUCGGGUUCAAGGAAACUCCAACAACAAUAUUGAUGCUCGUUUUAUUGAUGUUGAUACUGGACUUUAUAUUGACAUUACCGGCUUGGCAGUUUCCGAUACCAAGAGACCUGAAAGAUACAACAAAAUGCCCUUACCAGAUACAUGGACAGACGAAGACAAGAACAACAAUUACAAGGUUAACAAACAAUUACAAUUGUAUAACUGUCGGAACAAUCAUUUCUCCAGUUUGGAUGACAUUUCUCCCAUGAUAAAGACUUAUGUUGAAGGUGAAGUUGCUUACAUUCCUCGCAACUAUACAUCUAUGCUUUCACAAGAGUACAAGCACGGUAUGGAUAAGACCAUCUAUUCCCAUUUCAUUUACAUCCCCAGUUUAAGAAUGUGGAUCCCCGAACGAGAUAUCAAAAAGUAUUUAGCGUCUCCUAAGCUUUGGGUUAAGUUUUAUAGUCAAAAUAAAGACUAUGUUAGUGGGAACACGAAUCAUACAGAAUAUGAUCAAUUGGUUGAAAGCUUUCAAAAAUUAAAGGUUGACGAAAGAGUUCGGGAAGAAGAUUUGGAUAAAAUUGAAGAUUUGACUGCCAAAAACUAUUUGGAAUUUAUUCAUGAAGAAGAUCUGUUUUUACGGUUCUUUAGUCUGCGUAAGUUCACCAGAUUCCAUGACAUUGAAAUGGCCAAGUUGGAGAAGAACAAUAGUGCUUAUGAAUUAUACGGAGAUAAGCUAUCUUAUGCGUUUGCUCCUAUAUUGCAUGAACCUACGCAGUACCAACAUCGUAAGGAGUACACACGGUUCAAUGAAGAGGUUGAGAGAUAUGGGCAAUUGGUGGAAGAAUAUAAAUAUAAUUCCAAGUAUGCCGUGAGUGGUCCGACUCAAAGAGUAAGUACACCUCAAGACAAGAAGGCUGAAGAAGAGAAGAAGAAGGCCGAAGAAGAGAAGAAGAAGGCCGAAGAAGAGAAGAAGAAGGCCGAAGAAGAGAAGAAGAAGGCCGAAGAAGAAAAGAAGAAGGCCGAAGAAGAGAAGAAGAAGGCCGAAGAAGAGAGGAAAGCUGAAGAAGAGAAGAAGGCCGAUGCAGAGCAUAAAGCUGAAGAACAACUUAAAGCUCAAGAAGACCGAAAGGCCGAAGAACAACGAAAAGUAGAUGAAUAA
Messenger RNA from Lizanozyma spartinae, 2571 nucleotides. RefSeq lists its product as uncharacterized. The record is from RefSeq and is a predicted model, not a curated record. NCBI's taxonomy places the organism in Eukaryota, Fungi, Ascomycota, Pichiomycetes, Serinales, Debaryomycetaceae. Bases 1 to 2571 code for a protein of 856 amino acids. The transcript has 2 exons.